Molecule: messenger RNA, 1610 nt
Organism: Dermatophagoides pteronyssinus (European house dust mite)
Lineage: Eukaryota; Metazoa; Arthropoda; Arachnida; Sarcoptiformes; Pyroglyphidae
Gene: PIG-C
Product: phosphatidylinositol glycan anchor biosynthesis class C
Biological process (GO): GPI anchor biosynthetic process
Cellular component (GO): glycosylphosphatidylinositol-N-acetylglucosaminyltransferase (GPI-GnT) complex; membrane
Source: RefSeq, a predicted model, not a curated record
GUCGGCCUACUUAUGGCAUUUUGCAUUUUGCAUUUUGUUUGUUUGAUACAUUACAUUUCCUUUCAGAUGCUACUCCCCUCUCUCUCCAGCAAAACAAAAAAACAAAAAAAUCAAUUUUUUUUUGUUGAUGAAAAUCAAAACGAUAUGUAUCGCUCAAAUUUACAAUUACCGAUCAUUCUGUAAUUAUCAUCAUUCAAAAAGAAAAUAAUAUGGUUGGAUCUAUACCCGAUUUAAUGGAUCAUAUUAAUCCAUUUCAAUCGAUGACUAAUGGUUAUAUUUCUUCAAAUAGCAGCAGCAGCAGUAAUCAUCAUUUAAAUCAUCUAAAUCAUCGUCGUUCAUCCAAAACAAUCAAAUCGAAUCAUCAUAUUGUUACUGCUGCUCAUAAUAAUAAUAAUGAUUAUUGUCAACAAAAACAAUCAAAAGAUUCAUUCCAAUUUGAUUCGAAUGGUCAUCAUCAUAAUUCAUCGAUUAAACAAUCAGUAUCAACAUCGUCUAGUCAUAGAAAAAAUCAUAAAGAAUGGCAAAAAGUUCUUUAUAAACAUCAAGGUGUUCCGGAUAAUUAUGUUCCACCAACAUUUCUUAAAGAUUUAAGAAAAAAUGUAAAUUUACGUCGUUUUCAUUUAAUGGAAAUAAUUAUUGCAGCUAGUAUUGUUACACAACAGAUAAUAUUGAUUGUUAUUCUGAUUAUGAUGUUUAUCUAUUUUGAUUCCUAUGAUCAAUAUGAUCAUAUUUUAUUUACAAUUGUUGCUUUAGUCACCAUAUUCUUGUAUUCAUUUAUAUUUAUUUCUUCGAAAUUUCAAGAAAUAAUACAGAUAAAAAGUUGUUUAAUAUUUUUAAUCGCCUGUUUUACAAUGAGUCCGGUAUUAAAAACAUUAACCGAAACAAUCAGUACGGAUACUAUUUAUGCUCAAUGUACGAUAAUGGCAUUUGUUCAUUUAGCAUUUCAUGAUUAUGGUUUGGAUGCAGCAAUGGUUAGCCAAUCAAUAUCAUUGAAUGCAAUAUUUUUCGCUUCGGUUUGUCUUGCAUCACGUUUAUCAACUACUUAUCAUGCUUUUGCUUUUCUAAUAUUUUCUACCGACCUGUUCGUAUUGAUCAGUUUAUUAUAUCAAUCAUUCGAACGACGAAUAAAAUUAUUUACAACAAUAUUAUUUACAAUUAUAACAUUAACAAUAAUUUUAUUAACAUUUGGUUUGGUUGGUUUUUUUGCCUCGAUAAUAUUCGUAUUAUUUAUUAAUCUAAUUUGUCCAUAUAUUUUUCUUCGUAUGCAAAUAUUAAAAGAUAAUAUUUAUGGUCCUUGGGAUGAAGCAAUAAUCGAUCGAAAUGCAUUAAAAUUUUCAACAAAAAAUUUUCGAAAAAUCAAUCAACUAAAUGGUUUUAUUCAUCAUAAUCAUAAUCAUCAUGAACAUCAUCAUUCAACAUUGAAAACAACAACCCAUGAAUCAUCGAAUCCAUCAUCACCAUUAUCAAGUCCAUUAAUGAUGAAUGGCUCAAAUAUAUUUAGCAAUAUUUUUACAACGACCACAACCGAUUCCUGAUAUGUUUGUUUUUUUGUUUGUUUAAUCAUUAUAUAAUCAACCCCUGUGUUGUUUUUUGUUGAUUUUUUUUGUUGU